Messenger RNA from Necator americanus (New World hookworm), 276 nucleotides. RefSeq lists its product as uncharacterized. The record is from RefSeq and is a predicted model, not a curated record. The transcript has 3 exons. Lineage: Eukaryota; Metazoa; Nematoda; Chromadorea; Rhabditida; Ancylostomatidae. Bases 1 to 276 code for a protein of 91 amino acids.
AUGAAAUCUUCAUCGUCUUUUCUACUUUUUUCCGAGUUUGAAUUGUCCUCCGAGAGCCAAAUGGCGUUAUUUUGUGAAGAACCUUCUUCGGUUUCCUCAGUCGCAGUUGACUCUGUUGCGGUUCGUAUUUCGAUAUGGAUCAAGGAAAAGAGGAAGAAGGAGAGAGGAAAAGUUGAGCAAAACUUCGAUGGAUUGGUGCGAGGCGUCGGACGCAUACCUCAAGGUGAUGAUUGGCGCAAAAAGAAGAAAAAGAAGCAGGAGACAAAGAUUUUGUAG